AGGCCACAGACAGCCACAGUUGCAACCAAGACUUGACAGAGGGAGGACGUGCGAGGCUCGGCUCUCCCGGUACCUGUGGCUGUAUCUUCAAACUGCAUGACGCGAACGGUAAGGUUCCCCCACCUUCCGCUCAAGCAAGGCUACAUUUUUGUCCAGGUCGUGAUGGAGGAGCGACGGCGGCGUGGUGGAGCAGCAGAGUGGCAGCGGAGUAGUGGCGGUAGAGGCGGCGUGGGAAGAAUGGUCCCGAUGGCUUUGCUCUUCGUGGUGGCGGCAGUGCUGGUUCCUCACGUCACUGCCAACUAUUAUCCUCCGCCCUGUGAUAGCAAAAUCUACUGUUACGGGGAGCUGCUCAAGACGGUGCAGAUGGCCAAGCUCCACAAUGACUCCAAGUACUUCGUUGACAUGUCCCUCAAGAACUCAGAGAAGGAAACUCUGCUGGAAUUCGAGGAGCUAAUGAAUAGGACCCAGAAGAACCCCAGCAAGGAGGACAUCCAGAUUUUCGUGGAUGAACACUUCCGCGAGCCUGGAGACGAGUUUGAGGACUGGGACCCUUCAGACUGGAGCGAAGACCCCGAGUUCCUGAAGAAAAUCGUGCACCCGGAUCUGAAGGAGUGGGGCAAGAAGCUUAACGCCAUGUGGAAGAAGCUGGGACGCAAGAUUUCCACAACGGUGAAGGAUGAUCCCGAGAAACACUCCCAGAUCUAUGUGCCCAACCCUGUCAUAGUGCCCGGUGGCAGGUUCAGGGAAUUCUACUACUGGGACUCCUACUGGACCAUCGAAGGCUUGCUGCUGUCAGGGAUGAACCAAACGGUGAAGGGUAUGCUUGAAAACUUUUUGAUGAUGGUUAAAGACUACGGCAUGGUACCCAACGGCGGCCGUAUCUACUACACCCGCAGGAGCCAGCCACCUUACCUCAUCCCCAUGUUCAAGCUCUACAUGGACCACCACUUCGACCAGGAUUUCCUCAGGGACAACAUUGAACUGCUGGAGAAGGAAUUCCUCUUCUGGCACAACGAGCGUCAAGUAAAGGUCCAGGACCGAAAGGGGAUGACUCACCAUGUGGCUCAGUAUCGGGUGAACGUAAGCGAUCCCCGACCAGAAUCCUACAGGGAGGACUACGCGUUGGCGCAAGAUCUCGCGACUGAGGAAGAGAAGCAACAACUGUACGUGGAGCUGAAGUCUGGCGCUGAGAGUGGCUGGGAUUACUCGACCCGUUGGUUCGUCAACAACGAGACAAAUAAUGUUGGCGUGUACAUUCUUAUCCUUUACUUCGCCUGUCGGUGCGCCGCUCGCAGCAAGUCUUCUAUUCUGGUUUUGCUGUUAGUACUGGUCGGGGCUUAUCAGGUGGAGAAAGCACUAGAUGGAACCCCAAGGAUCAACAGUGGCACAAUGAAGGACACCAAUGUGACCUCAAUUGUACCAGUGGACCUGAACAGCCUACUAUGUGUGAAUGCUCAGACCCUCAGCUACUUCUAUAAUCGUCUCGGAAUGCAUGACAAAAAACGAGAGUAUGAUCGCAUUGCUGAAGAAAAGAAUAUAACCAUGAGCAAGAUAUUCUGGGAUCAGACUGAUGGAGUGUGGUACGACUAUGACCUGAAUGCCAAGAGCAGGAGGAGGUACUUCUACAUGUCCAAUCUUCACCCAAUAUGGAGUGGCUGCUAUGGACCAGAGGGAUCUCGAGCCAGGACAAUGGAGAAGCUGAUAAAGUAUCUCAACAACAAGGGCGUUUUGAAAUACGAUGGUGGGAUGCCCACAUCCCUGGAGGACAGUGGCCAGCAGUGGGAUUUCCCAAAUGCCUGGGCACCACUGCAGCACCUGGCAAUUAUGGGACUCUAUGAGGCACGCAACAUCCACCAUGCUGCUGAAGAACUGUCAUUUGAACUGGCUGAGAAAUGGAUUAGGACCAACUGGAAAGGAUAUCAGGAGCUGCAUGCCAUGUUUGAGAAGUACAAUGUAACAGUGGUGGGCAAGGCUGGAGGUGGAGGUGAAUAUGAAGUCCAGCCAGGCUUUGGCUGGAGUAAUGGUGUGGCAAUGCGUCUUCUGGAACUAUUUGGGGAUCGCCUCACUCCCACUGAGGGCAACUCCGCUGCCUCACCAACCCUGUCCUUAGCACUGGGUCUCCUGAUGGGUUUACUUUCCCUUGGAGUUCGAUCUCAGUUCUUUUAGCUCACUUUAAAUGUUAAUGUUGGUGGUCCAUUUUAUACCAUUCAGACAGCUGAGGAACUUUUCACAUGUUACUAAAUGUGAAUAGUGCUGGGGAUGUUCUGUAGGUAAGUGUGGUGGGACGGGUCAACAUGCUGCCUCUGUUACUCAUGAUUGUUGUGCAUGUGUUACAUGAUAGAUGGACUAGGAAGAGUUUUUUUCAAAAUUCUUCAGUAGUGUGCAUAGUGGAGACGUCUUUUCUGUCAUAACUGUGUUUGUGGGUAAUUGUCCUAAUAUAAUGUAUAUAUUUUAUAUUAUCAGUUUGUAAAGAAAUAAUUAAUUUUUAUUUCAAAAGGUUGCUGAGUAACCCAUGUGCAUUCUUGCAUCUCCACACACAUCUAAAAAAAAUAGUUUUCUUAGGUUGUGUGCAAGAACUGAUAAACAAAAUCUUUGAACAUAAAAAUGCAAGUCUGUCUCAGUUAGUUUGUCAAUGUGCAAAACACUGUGAAUAAUGCUACAGCAAAGUGAGAAUGCACAUGUUUGUGUAGAUUUCUAAUAAUAUUUGUUCUAGAUAUCGAUUCUAUCUGUUUGAAACUACCCACAACUAGUCAGUGAUAAUAUAUGAAAGGUGUGUCUGUAUGCUUUGAAAGAAAUCCAAUAGAGAGAGGCUACAGGGGAUGCCAUGUUCCUGUUUGGAUUGAGGAUCAAGUUUUGCUACAAGUGUUAUACAGUGUGACCUAAAAAGAAAAAUGUAGAUUACCAUUAAACUUAAAUUAUGAAUUAAGGAUUAAAAAUUUUAAGUUAAAAAGGAAUUAAGUAUUAUAGUAUAGUACAAUAUAAAGAUACUUUUAGAGUGAGAUUAUGACUAGGUAAUAUCAACUGGGUGAUGCACUCUUCAGCCUCAUCCAAACAGGAAUACAGGCAAAGUUUAUUUAUUUAUAUUUAUUUAUUUUAAUUAAAUGAGACAGCUUCCCUAAUCAACCCUCAAGCAUUCUUCAUAAAUCACAAUGUGAAGUUCCCAAGUUUCCUUAAUCUUUCACAACUAGGUCCAGAAUAUGAGGAUAUGGUAGCACUGGUGUUGAUGGUAUGGAUGUCCUGGGCCAGUUAUAGAGCAACACAAGACCUGUGUUAGUAUGGGUGUUCCAGCCCAGGAUAGUAAAAGUGCUUCUUGGCUUUUUUUUUUAUGUGUGGGGGGCAGUGGAGAGAGGGCACAAAAAUAUUAGUUUUCAAGUCAGUCAUUUUAAUCUGGUUAGAAUGCAAAUUUUUUAUAUAUGUAGAUCUGGUCAACACACCCCAUAAAUUACCAUAUAUAUAUAUAUAUAUAUAUAUAUAUAUAUAUAUAUAUAUAUAUAUAUAUAUAUAUAUAUAUAUAUAUAUAUAUAUAUAUAUAUAUAUAAAUUUUUUCUUAUAACUUAAGAACUUAAGUCCUUUUCACCAAUUUUCUGCUUCCUUUUGUCCAAACAUAUUAUUUCUAUCUUUGCUCUGCAUUAUACUCUUUAAAAAUUAAAGUUUUACUGAGUGCUGUAUGUCUUGUUUAUAUACUUAUGUAAGGUGUUUGUAUAGUUGUUUUGAUCUCUGGAUGUGAUGCCAAUUUCUUAAAAAUGCAAGAAAUUCUUUUGAAGGAUGAUCCAUAUGCACAGUGUCUGCUUUGCUAUGUUAAGGUUAGGCAGGCUCUUACCUGUGAGAUAGUGGACAAGUCAUUACUUCAUUAAGAAAUGAAGCCUCAUUUUGGCUUCCGUGUGUGGCAUGGGAUGUGUCUAGUCAAUUUGUUUUGAUUAUUCCAUUCACCUUAGUUUUGUAUUGAUAUUGAUAACUUUUCAGCCACAAAGCUGCUGCACUUCAACCCAACACCAUGUACAUUUGUUAUUCUCCAUAACAAAACAUUCAUUCAAAUGUAUUACUAUAACAUUUGUUUUGCAAGACUGGUACACAAUAUAUUACCAAAGAGCCAUUCUUACAUGGACAUUAGAAAAUUUGUUACUAACAUCUCAUGCCCUCACAGGACCUCAAUCAAACAUAGACCAACAAAGGGGUGACAUUAUUUAGCUUCUCUUGUGAUAGUUGCUUAAGUUAACUCACUCACAAGCCUCAAGGACUAAUGUUGAGGCAUGGUGAGUGAUUUACCAAAGAACAUUUGAUAGGGAAGAGGCUUUUCUUUCAUGUCACAAAUUAACCUGUCAUUCAAAUAUUUUCUUUACCAGGUGAUGUUUCAAAGAAUAAUUUGUGUGUUUUAGGUUAAAAUGUUUUAAUUGGAAAGUUUACAUUAUUUUCAGUAUUACUUUCUGUUUUAUGAAAGCUAUACUUGAGAAUGUGUUGCACAUUAUUUUCUGUUAUCAAUUUUUAAACUUGAAUGAAUCUAUAACUCAAUAACAUCACUUCAUUCUAAAGGUCAACCCACAUCAGUCCUGUUCAAAAUAUGGUUAUUAUUCAAACAAGUGUACAAUUUAAAUUUCCUCUGAUUCCUUGUGUCCUCUCCCAUUUAUUGUAAUAUUUUGUAGUCCAAGGAACUGGGAUCCCUGGAAUAAAUGCAAUUAGUAGCAAACAAUAUAAUAAUAUGCACUUGAUAAACCACUCUGCAUAUUUCCUGGUUACUAGCAAAGAUGAAACCAAUUGUGUAGGCCUCACCUUGGAAUUGUAAACAUUUCCUGAAACAGAUAACUACUGUAGUCAGAGUAUAUAAAUUUUUCCUAGUGUGUUUUGGAUUGCACUGUUUUGUAUUACUGAGAUGGCGUUAAUCUUAACAUUGAAGUUAUUGUGAUAUUUUAGUGGAAGUUAAAUUUUUAAGCUUUUAAGACAGUAGAGAGGCUCUGAAAUGGAGAAAUGGCAAGUUCAAUUGUGCUACUUGUAUUACUGGCAAGUUUAAUUGUACUACUUGUUACUAUUAGUAAUACAUUAGAAAACUUUUCACCCUCAAUGUAAUGUAAUUAUCUAAUCUUUAAUUAAAUUAUUUUUUAAAGUUAAUGAAGUAAUAAUGUGACUUAAGAUAAGCAAAUUGAUUAUAAUCAAUAAACUUGCACAAUUUUAUUUACAACUCUCCAUGAGUCUGGCUGUGUUAGUUUCCUGUACAUUUUAUGCUAACUUUAUAGUCUUGUGGUCGUGGCAUCACUGGGGCGGCAGUGGGGAGACACCCUCUAUGAUUCCUGGAGACCAAGUUAUGACUCUAACUGGGUGAAAACUUGUUACAGAAACUUUAGUUAUGAUCCCUUACUGGGUGAAAACUUGUUACAGAAACUUUACUUAUGAUCCCUUUCUUAAAAAAAUUACUUGUAUAUCUUUCAUUCUGCGAAUAAAUGUGGACUCAAAUCCUUAAAAAAAUUACUUAUAUUUUCCAUUCUGCUAAUAAAUGUGGACUGAAAUCCUUAAGAUAAAGGCAAUCAAUGAUCAAUGCUCCUGAAUAUUAUAAACCAAAUAUUGUCUUUCACUUAGCCAGACUUUUUUCUUGCAUCACAAUAUAAACAAAUAUUUAUAGGGAUACUUGCUGCUGCCUCAGGGAGUUGGCAUUAUUUGUUAUAUUAUAGUGCAUAUAUCAUAUUAAUGUCAACUCUUCUUGUAUCAUUAUGUACUAUUGCUGUGUGUGUACACUGGGAGAAUGUUAGAAUAAAAUAAAUCAUUUUCUGGAUUGAUGAAAA
Molecule: messenger RNA, 5771 nt
Organism: Scylla paramamosain (green mud crab)
Lineage: Eukaryota; Metazoa; Arthropoda; Malacostraca; Decapoda; Portunidae
Product: trehalase-like
Exons: 14
Coding region: 97-2166 (689 amino acids)
Biological process (GO): trehalose catabolic process
Molecular function (GO): alpha,alpha-trehalase activity
Source: RefSeq, a predicted model, not a curated record